Messenger RNA from Oncorhynchus gorbuscha (pink salmon), 1226 nucleotides. RefSeq names its product ketimine reductase mu-crystallin-like. Gene Ontology annotation, cellular component: cytoplasm. NCBI's taxonomy places the organism in Eukaryota, Metazoa, Chordata, Actinopteri, Salmoniformes, Salmonidae. The transcript has 8 exons. The record is from RefSeq and is a predicted model, not a curated record. Gene Ontology annotation, biological process: thyroid hormone metabolic process. Bases 73 to 1011 code for a protein of 312 amino acids. Gene Ontology annotation, molecular function: thyroid hormone binding.
UUGAACUUUUGGACUCGCAUCACUGAUCAUAAACUGUCUGUACGCUUGAGUUGAGCAAAAGCUUUAGCCACCAUGGCUGAGCCACCCGUUCUUAUACGACAAGAUGAGGUUGAAGGUUUGUUGCAUUAUAAAGAUUUGAUCCCGCGACUUGAAGUAGCACUGGGGAAGUUUUCCAAACUGGACAGCGCAGAAGUGAUCCAGCCCGUUCGUACUACGGUCCCGUUACAAAAAUACAAUGGAUUUCUGGGGCUGAUGCCUGCGUAUUUGGUGCAUGAAGACAUCCUGUGCACAAAAUUGGUGUGCUUCUACAAGAGAGAGAGUGGGUCAACUCUGCCAUCAACUCAAGCCACAGUGUUGCUGUUUGAUCCUGAGUAUGGGAAUGUCAAAGCUGUCAUGGAUGGGGAGGUCAUCACAGCCAAAAGGACAGCAGCAGUGUCUGCUAUUUCUGCCAAACUGUUGAUGCCAGCCAAGUCGGAGGUGUUGACCAUACUGGGAGCUGGCCAUCAGGCCCUCAGCCACUACAACGUCUUCACAGAAACCUUCUCCUUUAAAGAGGUCCGCGUGUGGAGCAGGAGGAAGGAGACGGCGGAGAGGUUUGCCCAGUCCACCCAGGGUCACGUUACAGUAUGGGAGUCAGUGGAGGAGGCAGUGAAUGGUGCAGACGUCAUAAUCACUGUGACUGGGGCCAGUGAACCAGUGCUCUUUGGCCAGUGGGUCAAGCCAGGUGCCCAUGUAGCAGCUGUGGGAGCCUGCAGGCCAGACUGGAGGGAGCUGGAUGAUGUGUUGAUGAGGCAGGCUGAGGUGUAUGUAGACAGCAGAGAGGGAGCAGUAGCAGAGUCAGGAGACAUCAUCCUGUCUGGGGCCAAAGUGUUUGCAGAGCUUGGAGAGGUUCUCAAUGGAACAAGACCUGCCCUUAGAGAGAAGACCACUGUGUUCAAAUCCCUUGGAAUGGGGAUUCAAGAUGCAGUCUCUGCCAAGCUUGUGUUUGAACAGUGGAAGAACAAACACUGAAGACCUGAGGAUAAUGGGAUGGCCAUGGAUGUGAUCACUUACAUUCCCACCAGUUAUAUUAAAGGGAGUUGGUGGAAAGAUAGUGGGAGUUACUGUGUUAUUCCUAUAUCUGCACAACAGAAAGUAAAAAAAUGACAGGCAGAUUUUAAAUGAAUUUAUUGGCUUUAAAAAAUAUUUUUUUUAAAUCAGCAGAUUAAACUAUUGUCAAAACUACA